AAUUCCUCAUGUAGCUGUGGUACGGAGUUUGUAGCAAACUCUUAAUAUAUCAAAAUGGCAAAUAUAAUUAGAAUAUAACUUGGAAAAAGAAAAAAAAAAUACAAUUAUUCUUUGAUCAGUUUCUGAGUUGAGCAAAAAUGGCUACUGCAGUGAUUACUUCUCUACCACAAUUCAGUGGUCUCAGACUCAAACCAGCAUCAGCUUCCCCUGUCAAAAGCUUGGUAGCAGCUCAACCGAUGAAGCAUAAAGGGCAGGGAGCUUUGGGCGCACGCUGUGAUUUCAUUGGCUCCCCAACAAAUCUGAUAAUGGUGACCUCAACAAGUCUGAUGCUGUUUGCCGGUCGGUUCGGUUUGGCUCCAUCUGCAAACAGGAAGGGUACUGCAGGAUUAAAGCUUGAGGUGAGGGACUCCGGGCUGCAAACAGGGGAUCCAGCUGGUUUCACCCUAGCAGAUACGCUGGCUUGUGGGGUUGUGGGUCACAUUAUUGGGGUUGGGGUUGUAAUUGGCCUCAAGAACAUUGGUGCCAUCUAAACAAAACAUAUUUUGUGUUAAUUCCAUCAGUAUUCAUUUGGCUUCAUCUUAUUCCAUAUAUCAUAAGACGUUAUCGUAUAAUUUGGUCUA
This is a messenger RNA of Olea europaea var. sylvestris, 620 nucleotides long. RefSeq names its product photosystem I reaction center subunit psaK, chloroplastic-like. Lineage: Eukaryota; Viridiplantae; Streptophyta; Magnoliopsida; Lamiales; Oleaceae. The record is from RefSeq and is a predicted model, not a curated record. Gene Ontology annotation, cellular component: photosystem I; membrane. The transcript is spliced from 3 exons. Gene Ontology annotation, biological process: photosynthesis. The coding region runs from base 138 to 530 and encodes 130 amino acids.